AUGGAUUUCUUACAGCUGUCAGACAGUGUUACGGGUGACUCCACCAUGAUGGGAAAACACCCUGUGGACUCACUCAGAGAAAAUAAACAAACACCGACUGAUUUCAGCAACAUUUAUUGCAAAGACCUUCUGCCAGCUUUGGGAGGCGAAGGGAUGACGAGGGAAUUUCUGCAGGAGGUUGUCAAUUUAUUGAUAAAUUACAUCUGCAAGUCCUGUCACAGUAAUUCCAAGGUUUUGGAUUUUCACCACCCUCACCAACUCAAAGAAGGACGAGAAGGUUUUUGUCUGGACGUGCCUGAAAAGCCAGACACUCUUGAGCAAAUAUUACUGGACUGUCGAGACACACUGAAAUAUGGUGUCAGUACAGGCCAUCCUCGCUUUUUCAAUCAACUUUUUGCAGGUCUUGAUGUGAUUGGUGUUGCUGGCGAAUGGCUCACAUCUAUUGCCAACACUAACAUGUUUACAUAUGAGGUGUCUCCGGUCUUUACUCUCAUGGAGGAAAUUCUUCUCAUGAAAAUGCAAAAUAUUGUGAAAUGGUCUGAAGAUGAGGGAGAUGGUAUCUUCUCUCCAGGAGGCACAAUCUCCAAUCUGUACAGUAUGCUGGUGGCCAGAUAUUAUUUCUACCCAGAAGUAAAGACAAGAGGAAUGGGAGCUCUGCCUACCUUGGCCCUUUUCACUUCUGAACAUAGUCACUAUUCAGUCAAGAAGUCUGCUGCAGUGCUAGGACUGGGUAUUGAAAAUGUGCUUAUUGUAAAAUGUGAUGAAAGAGGGAAAAUGAUUCCAGAAGAACUUGAGGCUUCCAUUCUUACAGCUGUAGAAAAGAAAAUGGUUCCAUUCUAUGUGAAUGCAACAGCAGGCACUACGUUGUAUGGCGCUUUUGAUCCGCUCAAUGCCAUUGCAGACAUCUGUCAGAGACAUACUUUAUGGAUGCAUGUGGAUGCAUCUUGGGGCGGAGCCUUACUUUUGUCAGACAGACAAAAGGUGAAACUACAGGGCAUUGAAAGAGCCUGGUCAAUUACAUGGAAUCCUCACAAGAUGAUGGGUGUCCCCCUGCAGUGCUCUGCAAUACUGAUCAAGAAAAAAGGCCUCUUGCAAAAGUGCAAUGAAUUAGGAGCUCCGUAUCUUUUUCAGAAAGACAAAUUAUAUGAUGUGAGCUAUGAUACUGGAGAUAAGAGCAUCCAGUGUGGCAGACAUGUGGAUGUCUUCAAACUCUGGCUCAUGUGGAAGGCAAAGGGUACAGAGGGCUUUGGUGCUCAGGUCAACAAAUGCUUGGGAAAUGCAGAGUAUUUGUAUUAUCUACUGCAAAAGAGGAAAGACUAUGAACUGGUCUUCAAAAACAAACCAGAGCAUAGCAAUGUGUGUUUCUGGUACAUUCCUCCCAGUUUGAGAAGCAUGCCACGUGGUGCUGAACGAGACAAGAAACUUAAUCAGGUAGCUCCUCAGAUCAAAGGAAGGCUGAUGGAAAAGGGCUCUGCUAUGAUUGGAUAUCAGCCGACAAGUACCAAGGUCAAUUUCUUCAGAUGUGUGUUUGCCAACCCUGCCACACAGCAUGAGGACAUAAAUUUCCUUCUGGAGGAGAUAGCCCUACUUGGCCAUGAUUUAUGA
Molecule: messenger RNA, 1605 nt
Organism: Syngnathoides biaculeatus (alligator pipefish)
Lineage: Eukaryota; Metazoa; Chordata; Actinopteri; Syngnathiformes; Syngnathidae
Gene: gad3
Product: glutamate decarboxylase 3
Exons: 16
Coding region: 1-1605 (534 amino acids)
Biological process (GO): carboxylic acid metabolic process
Cellular component (GO): cytoplasm
Molecular function (GO): carboxy-lyase activity; pyridoxal phosphate binding
Source: RefSeq, a predicted model, not a curated record